AUGUUGAUUGAAGAUGUUUUAAUCGAGCUGCGCUCUCGAUUGAGGAGCUGCAAUGUAUUCAUUACAACUGGAGUCGACUUCACCAAAAACUGUAAUUUGAAAAUAAGUAUACAGGCUAAUUGUAUUGUCUUGAAUUAUUAUAAGGAUAAGGAUAGGGAUAAGGAUGUUAAGUCGAGAAGGGACAGUAUUUCUUCCGAAGAGAGUCUUUCUGACUGGUGGUCGGACGAAGAAGGUGAAGUGAGCACUGUGAUCCCAUUCCAACAGUUUUGCAAAAUCAUACCAAAUUCUAUGUCAUGUCUCAAAAUAGAAAAGAGAACAAUUUCAUUCAGAUUGCUGACUGAACCUAAGAAUGGUGGCAACUUCUAUAAAGAACUGUUAUCCACGAAUAAUCCGGAGAGUUCUACCAAAGGAAAUAGUUUAAAAUUAAACUUGAAUGCGGGUGAAGAAUUGCAAUUAACCUGCGCUAACUGUUGUAAUGCAGUUUCCGUUAAACGCGUAAAAUUCGACCGUAUUUUAGAGCUACCAACGUCCAAUUUGGACAUGUCGGAGUGGUUUUGCCAUGGAAAUGGACAUGGGCAUAGCCAUGGUCACAGCCACGAGGAGUCUCCACAGACAUCCAACACCAUAAUUAAGCCAAACAAAAGUGAUUUUCUUUAUAGACUGACUUUCUUUGUUGUGAACAAUACCAUUUUAUCGGAUAAGAUUAACAAAUUCAACGCUACAAGACCUGUUUAUCAUUGCAACAGGUGUCUAGCGUGGCUGGGGCUCAAAGACAAGGAUACUGUGAAACUAUUCAACUCAGAAAUUAGAAUUACGCGCAAUGAUACUGAGUCAGUGAUAUUCGCACACAAAAAUGAACAGGAUAUACACACAGAUGAUUUUAUUUAUACAAUUGAAAGUAUGACUAGAGAAUUUAAUCUCGGAUUCCAGUAUACAGUGAUGUGUAAAUUAGUUCUUGAAUGUACCGUGUCAGCUGUGAAGAAACAAUAUUUGUUAAUAUGGGUGAUGGAUAAAGAACUACAAGUGCUCAGAAAUGAUGUUCUAACUUUCUUAUUCGAAGACCGAAUUCAUUUGCAAUCGACCUCAGUCACUAAAAUUCUAUUCAAAGUUGAAUUGAGUAUGAAUGAAGAAGUUGAAUCCUGGGUUUCUGACCCAGGAGUGGUCACCACUGAGAUAUCAAAAGGCAUGUUCAAUAAUGGACUCGCCCAUUUGGAGAAAAUGUCCCAAAAAGUACCAGAACGCUUCCGUAAUACCAACGGUUACUGUGUAAGCUAUCUUAAAGUUUGA
This is a messenger RNA of Spodoptera littoralis (African cotton leafworm), 1287 nucleotides long. The record is from the annotation of a GenBank genome assembly. Lineage: Eukaryota; Metazoa; Arthropoda; Insecta; Lepidoptera; Noctuidae.